AUGGAUAGUCUUUACGGAUUGGACAGUGGAAUUUUUUUCGAAAACACUAGGUUGAGUUUUAUUGGAAAAGAUUGUCAAAAAAUUCCACCGAUAAUUUUAAACAAAUAUGGACCAAGAGUAAAUACCUUAGAUCUUAGUUUUAAUAGUUUGACAACAUUACAAGGUAUAGAAUUUUUUUUUCAUUUAAAAGAACUUAUUUUAGAUAAUAAUGUUUUAUCUGACAAUAUAAUUAUACCAAAGAUGCAACAUUUGCAAACUCUAUCGAUUAAUAAAAAUAAGAUAAUUAAUUUAGAACUUUUUCUUCAUAAAGUUCAAGAAAAUCUUCCAUCUUUAAAAUAUUUAAGUUUGUUAGGAAACAAGGCUUGUCCCAAUCAACUUUCCGACAUCACAAAAGAUGAAGAUGAUUAUAAAAGAUACAGGUAUUAUGUUAUCAAUCAACUUCCAAAAUUAAAAUUUUUAGAUUCUACACCUGUUACCAAAGAGGAGAGACAAGAAGCUGAAAGAAGAGGGCACUUGAUGAAAAUAGCCAAACCACAAAAUAAUCAAGAAGAUGAAAUAUACUUUUCUCAGUCAACUGAAUAUACUCCUUUGCCGAAAACAAAAAGAACAACAUAUGAUCAUCAAGGUGCCUAUGGAAAAUGCAAAUAUAGAUAUUCUGGUAAACACUCUGAAGGAAAUAGAUUUAUUCAAAACAAUGACCUUUGA
This is a messenger RNA of Pediculus humanus corporis (human body louse), 705 nucleotides long. RefSeq names its product U2 small nuclear ribonucleoprotein A, putative. Gene Ontology annotation, biological process: melanocyte differentiation. The record is from RefSeq and is a predicted model, not a curated record. The transcript is spliced from 7 exons. NCBI's taxonomy places the organism in Eukaryota, Metazoa, Arthropoda, Insecta, Psocodea, Pediculidae. The coding region runs from base 1 to 705 and encodes 234 amino acids.